This is a messenger RNA of Oenanthe melanoleuca, 2597 nucleotides long. RefSeq names its product protein phosphatase, Mg2+/Mn2+ dependent 1A (gene PPM1A). Gene Ontology annotation, cellular component: nucleus; cytosol. Gene Ontology annotation, biological process: protein dephosphorylation; negative regulation of canonical NF-kappaB signal transduction; positive regulation of canonical NF-kappaB signal transduction. Gene Ontology annotation, molecular function: manganese ion binding; protein serine/threonine phosphatase activity; magnesium ion binding. The record is from RefSeq and is a predicted model, not a curated record. The transcript is spliced from 6 exons. The coding region runs from base 467 to 1633 and encodes 388 amino acids. Lineage: Eukaryota; Metazoa; Chordata; Aves; Passeriformes; Muscicapidae.
GGAAGGAGACGGCGAGGAGGGAAAGGGCGCGGGGGCGCGCGCGCGCGCUCCCGCCUCCCCUCCCCUGCGGCGUGCGCGCCUGCGCAGAGGGGCGGCGGCGGCAGCGCAGUGCGAGUGUGUCCGUGUGUCCGCCCGUCCGUCCGUCCGUCCGCGGCCGGCGCUCCGCGCGGCGCUGCGCGGGUGGGCGCGGAGCAGCUCGGGCGGGGGACGGGGACGGGAGGGGGGGCCGGCGGCGGCGGCGGGGGCGAGAUGAGCGCUGGGCUCCCCCUGGGCACAGAGCCGCCCUGUGAAUGAGCUGAGGCGAGGCCGCCAGCCGGGUGCCCCCCUCUUUCUCCUCCUCCUCCUCCUCCUCCUCCUCCUUGUCCCCCCCUCCUUCCCCUUCUCCCCCGCGCACCGCCGGGAGCGCGGCCCUGCCCGCACAGCCGGCGCCGACGCCGCGGCCGGGGGGAACUGAAGGGAGGUCACCAUGGGAGCAUUUUUAGACAAGCCAAAGAUGGAGAAGCAUAAUGCCCAGGGGCAGGGGAACGGGCUGCGUUACGGUCUGAGCAGUAUGCAAGGCUGGCGUGUGGAAAUGGAGGAUGCACACACGGCUGUGAUUGGUUUGCCAAAUGGACUUGAUGGAUGGUCCUUUUUUGCUGUCUAUGAUGGGCACGCUGGAUCGCAGGUUGCCAAGUACUGCUGUGAGCAUUUAUUAGAUCACAUCACGAGCAACCAGGAUUUUAAAGGGCCAGAUGGGCCACCAUCUGUGGAAAGUGUAAAGUGCGGCAUCAGAACAGGUUUUCUGCAAAUUGAUGAACACAUGAGAGUCAUCUCCGAGAAGAAGCAUGGCGCAGACAGAAGUGGGUCAACAGCUGUGGGUGUCAUGAUUUCUCCCCAACACACGUACUUCAUCAACUGUGGAGACUCGAGAGGUUUGCUCUGUCGAAACAGGAAGGUUCACUUCUUCACACAGGAUCACAAACCAAGUAACCCCCUGGAGAAGGAGCGUAUACAGAAUGCAGGUGGCUCUGUCAUGAUUCAGCGUGUGAAUGGCUCCCUUGCUGUUUCAAGGGCACUUGGGGACUUUGAUUACAAAUGUGUCCAUGGGAAAGGUCCUACAGAACAGCUGGUCUCACCCGAGCCUGAAGUUUAUGAAAUUGAGAGAUCAGAAGAAGAUGAUCAGUUCAUCAUCCUGGCUUGCGACGGUAUCUGGGAUGUUAUGGGAAAUGAAGAGCUGUGUGACUUUGUAAGAUCCAGACUUGAAGUCACUGAUGACCUUGAGAAAGUUUGCAAUGAGAUAGUUGACACCUGCUUGUACAAGGGAAGUCGAGACAACAUGAGUGUGAUAUUGAUCUGUUUUCCGAAUGCACCAAAGGUAUCACCAGAGGCGGUGAAAAGAGAGGCAGAAUUGGACAAGUACCUGGAAAGCAGAGUAGAAGAGAUCAUAAAGAAGCAGGGUGAAGGAGUGCCAGACUUAGUCCACGUGAUGCGUACGUUAGCAACUGAGAGCAUCCCAAACCUCCCGCCGGGGGGGGAGUUGGCAAGCAAACGGAGUGUGAUUGAAGCUGUGUAUAACAGACUGAAUCCCUACAGGAAUGAUGAUGCUUCUGGAUUAUCCAGAAACUGCCGCAAGGAUGGGCACUCCAGACUUUAAAGGGUUCCUUCUUUUUUCUUUAAGGAUUCUGCCUCAACUGAUGAUAUGUGGUAAAACUGCUCAUCUAGCUGUGGAGUUCACCUUUCAUCCUGCAAAUGAAAGUGCAGCCCAACCUCAGUGACCCUUCUUAACAUCCAUCCUCAACCUUAAUUAAAGAAGGGAAUAUGAUGUGUUGGUGAGAGUGACUACAGCAGUACGACAUCUAGCCCAGGAACUGAUCUUUUUUGUAAAACAGACUUCUGUAAACGUGAUUUCAAACCAUAAAUUCAUGUUGUAAAUCAGACUCCAGCAAUUUACGUUGUAUGAUUUUGUUUUUGUAAAGUGCAAUUGUCUUUGUACAAAAUGCUCAUAUUUAAUUAUGAACCGCUUUAAAUCACUAUAAAGGUUAGAAGAAAUGUUUUGGCUUGUGUGAUGCAACAAUAUAUAUAUCCCUUUUAAAAAAAUCAUGUUGUGGUUUUGGAUUGCAAGGAGCAGCAGCCUAGCCAGCUAGGUGCUCAAGAGGUGCACAAAACUGUUAAAGAUAACUUUUUGGUUUAUAUGAAAGCUGAACUCAUGGGCAGCCUACCAGAAAUUGCAGUGUGUGAAUUUCACUUGGCAGUGGAAAAAUAACUUAGGUGUAGUGCACAUUCUUCAACAAACAUACAUCUUUUUCUUGGAUGCACUCCUGCUGCAUUGAAUGGAAGGGAUUUGUGAUUUUGAGUUCAGUGGGAGUUAAAUCAUGCCCUAUUAACAGUAUCCUGUUCAUACAUGUACCAAUCUUGGGAUUAGAAUGCCUUGGUUCUUUGCACCUCUUUUUUCAUUAACCCUUAGCUGAACCUACUAAUCACUGAGCACGAAGACAACUUUCUACAUUAAGUAGGAGUCUGCAGCAUUUUUACAAUCCUGAUUGGCUGGGUCUGCUGCUGUUCCAAGAAAAGUACUCUGAAUUCCAUUUUAUCAAUAAAGCUUGAUUUAACAAACAAGA